AUGAGUUGUAAAAAUAUAUCAAAUGUUGUUUUACGAGAUAUUGGUCAAUUGAAAGAACUUGAAUGUUUAAUUUUACUUGAUGGUAAGAAUGUUGACGAUAAUGUUAUUAUUUCAAUUUCUAAUAAUUGCAAUAAACUCAAGCAUUUUGAAUUGUCUUACUGCAAAGAUGCAACUGCCUCUGCUCUGUGUCAAUUAGCAAAGCUUGAAAACCUCGAACGCUUGACUUUAUUAAGUGUAGAAAAUUUUGAUAAUAAUGCCAUCACUCGUAUUGUGAGUAAGUGCAAAAAUAUAAAAUCUUUAAAUUUAUUUACAUGUUACAAAUUAACUGAGAUUGGUCUCCAAAGUAUUGCGAAUCUAGAACAUUUAGAAACCUUGCACUUAUUAUUUCUUGGUACUAUCUCAGAUGCUAUAUUUAACGGAGUUUACAAACUCAAAUCAUUAUUAUCUGUGAAAGCCAUCAAUUUUACUGUUGAAGGUUUAAUAAUGCUGUUGAAAAACUGUCCAAAUCUUGAGGAUUUGACAGCUUUUCCUGCUCCGUUUAAUGUUGAAGUUUUAUCUUGUGCUGUUGAAGAAACAUGUCGUCGUACUAACAAUACAUUACUUACAAUCAAUGCCACGAUAAUAGAACAAUCUCAUGAAAAAUUUAAACAUAUUGCAAGUUUGUCACCUCUGCUAGAAGUUAUAUGUUAA
Molecule: messenger RNA, 690 nt
Organism: Aphidius gifuensis
Lineage: Eukaryota; Metazoa; Arthropoda; Insecta; Hymenoptera; Braconidae
Product: SCF E3 ubiquitin ligase complex F-box protein pof2-like
Exons: 1
Coding region: 1-690 (229 amino acids)
Source: RefSeq, a predicted model, not a curated record